AUGCCCCACGCUCGCGAAGUUUCAAUCCACAUGUUGACAACAGACACUUUGAAACAUCACCACAAUACAGAACAUCAAAUUCCCCUAGGCCUACGUCUCCGUAUUCGUCGGGACGGGGCCCAUGGGGUGGACAACCUCCGUAUAAUGGGCAGCAGAGGCGCUCUCCUCCAUCUCGACAGAAUAGCUAUCCUCCUCCCCCAACUGGUCCGCGGAAUCAGCAAAUAUCCUACAGCAGACCCCCGAGCCAAUCACCAUAUCAUGGUGGGCAUUCUGGAUACCGCGGUGGUUAUCAGAAUCAGGGCCGUCACUUUUCUGGAUCUACUGGUGGGCCUUCUCCCCGUGGUCGGGUCCAAUUUGACGACCUCCAGUGGGCUCCAACGCAUCCCCGAAGUUGGAACGGUCCUCAUAGUCCGCACACGGCGUCGGGUCAACCGUCACAAAGUCCUCCACCACCCCCGCCAGAUGAUCGAAACUCUCCCCGUUUCAAAGAGGGUGGCCAUCCUUUCCGACCAGUGA
Molecule: messenger RNA, 516 nt
Organism: Aspergillus glaucus CBS 516.65
Lineage: Eukaryota; Fungi; Ascomycota; Eurotiomycetes; Eurotiales; Aspergillaceae
Exons: 2
Coding region: 1-516 (171 amino acids)
Source: RefSeq, a predicted model, not a curated record